AUGGACAAGGUUCAAAGCUUUUUCACUUUUCUAUUUUUGUUUCUAAUGGAGUGCUCACUUCAUUUAUGUUUGCCUUAUGCAGAUGGGUGCCAUCCAGUUGGGAAAUUAACAGUCUUACCAGGCAAUAAACAGUCACAAACACCCAGAAAAGUCACCAACCAGGCCAAAGUACUCUUUAGUGAAACUCGAUUAUUUGGGAUUCAAGGGACCUCCUCAAGACUCGCAGCUGGAUUACCUAACAACCCCAAGGAAUUCCUGAGGAACGAAGCCAUAAUUCCACAUAGACCUGCUCUUGUUCAAGUAAUGUUAAUUGCAAGUAUAGCCUUCAGCAUUGCCCUGCUAUGUGGGAUUGUGAUCGCCUAUAUGAUAUAUCGACUGGUCCAGGCUGAGGAAAGACAGCAACUUGAGUUACUUUAUAGAAACAUCAGGAUAUCGUCACUAGGAGAUGAGGAGGGCGGCUCCGGGGACGAGGGCCAGGAUGAGUCCACGUACCUGCUCCCAGAGAAUGAGAAGGAAUUGGAAAAGUUCAUUCACUCAGGCAAGAACCACACCCUGCCCUUCUGA
Propithecus coquereli (Coquerel's sifaka) is the source of this 564-nucleotide messenger RNA. Its product is annotated as chromosome unknown open reading frame, human C19orf18. The coding region runs from base 1 to 564 and encodes 187 amino acids. The record is from RefSeq and is a predicted model, not a curated record. Lineage: Eukaryota; Metazoa; Chordata; Mammalia; Primates; Indriidae. The transcript has 6 exons.